This is a messenger RNA of Oppiella nova, 420 nucleotides long. Lineage: Eukaryota; Metazoa; Arthropoda; Arachnida; Sarcoptiformes; Oppiidae. The record is from the annotation of a GenBank genome assembly.
ACGGAAGAGGAGCAGUCGUUCCCACGUGUGUCGAGUCAGGUCCCACUUUCUCCUAAGAUAUCGGAUGAAGACAUAGAGGAGGAGGAGACGGUGGAAAGGGGGAACUGGACGGGAAGGUUCGACUUCAUAUUAUCACUUCUCGGUUAUUCAGUUGGUUUAGGAAAUGUCUGGAGGUUUCCUUAUCUGUGUUAUAAUAACGGCGGCGGCGCAUUCCUGAUCCCAUUCAUAGCGAUGAUGCUGUUGGCUGGCUUUCCCCUUAUGUUUAUGGAGUUGGCGUUUGGCCAGUACGCCAGUCUUAGCCCAGUUGUGAUUUUUGAACGAUUUUGUCCACUGUUUGGCGGAAUUGGUUACGGAAUGGUGAUCGUCUCAGCGAUCGUUAUGCUCUACUAUAAUAUGAUCAUCGCGUGGACCAUAUUCUAC